Messenger RNA from Paraphaeosphaeria sporulosa, 1353 nucleotides. RefSeq lists its product as uncharacterized. NCBI's taxonomy places the organism in Eukaryota, Fungi, Ascomycota, Dothideomycetes, Pleosporales, Didymosphaeriaceae. The record is from RefSeq and is a predicted model, not a curated record. The coding region runs from base 1 to 1353 and encodes 450 amino acids. The transcript is spliced from 3 exons.
AUGGUCUAUCCCAUCAACUACCGUCGCCCUGCGCACGUGUCUCGCGCUGAAUCGUCGCGCGGCUCGCUCUCUGGCACCGACAAGCAGAAGUCCAUCGAGGAGUCUGUCAAGUCUGGCUCCAGUGGCAUGUCCCACGGCAUCCCCGAGGCCCUCUCCUUUGACCGCAUCAUCUCUGGUGGCACCUGCCCUCCAUGCACCACACGUGACUUCAUGAACUACCUCAAGUACAUUGAGCUCUCAGCCGAGAACCUGCAAUUCUUCCUCUGGUUCCGUAGCUACGCAAAGCGCUUCAAUGAGCUGCCUGGGAACGAGAAGGCUCUGUCGCCGGAGUGGUUCGAGGACAGUGAGACCGAAGCCCCGGCCCGACCCAAGCAACUCAGCCCGGAGACGGCUGCAGUGUUCAAAGGGACAGACUUUGCCACCGACUUCAGGGCGACCGAAGCCGAGAAGAGCAACCCGUUCUUCACUCCGCCGCGUACUCCGAAUAGCGACCUGAGGCGCGAGGGCGGCGAGUCACUUGAUUCCUACGAUGCCAGUCUGGCGUCUGGGGCCAAGACUGACCACGCUCAACGUGCGACAGGUGCGUUUGAGAGCGCAGGCCUCAAAUGGAAACCUCUCUCUGUCCAACCAUAUCGUGAAGAGAUCACUCGCAUCAUUUCCAUCUAUGUUGCAGAUGGAGGCAAUCGUCAGCUAAAUCUGUCAUCCAAGGAGCGCACCGCUCUGCUCCAUGCUCUUCAGAAUACAACUCAUCCGUCCGCUUUCCGCGAUGUCAUCGCUACAGUCGAGUGGUCGCUCCGAUGCCAGGCUCAUCCCAACUUCAUCCGGUGGACCAUCUGCAACGGCAACCGUCCCCGCGUCAUCUUCGCACGCGGUCUUGGUGUUGGCGGUAUCGUUGGAGGUUUCAUUGCCGCUCUGCUCAUCACCCUAAGCAGCGCUGGCCGUGCCUGGCGUGUCCUAUCUCUCAUCGGCUUCAUGAUCGGCAUAUCGACAUUGAUCGCGGCUUGGAAGGGAAUGUGCGUCGUCCUCCACGGUAUGCACCAUCGCCACCUCCGUCCGUGGGAACUGUUCGCCUCCGACGACGAGCCUGCUGCCAGCAUCGACCUGAAGGGCGACUCGUUCGACAGUAUCAUAUCCCACGCAUCCAGCAACAGCUACGAGGACGAGCCAUGGGUUGCCAGGUAUGAGAAGCGCAAUGUCGUCCGCAAGAUCUUUGACCGAGAGGUCUGGAUCCAGGAGCCUGCCCUGCGCCAGAUUCAGGACACCAUCUUCCUACAAGCGAUCCUCGGCGCAACAGUCCUCUCCUUCAUCAUUGUCGGAAUUUUCUGUGCCGUACCGCACGGCAACUUCUAUUAG